Molecule: messenger RNA, 2477 nt
Organism: Anoplopoma fimbria (sablefish)
Lineage: Eukaryota; Metazoa; Chordata; Actinopteri; Perciformes; Anoplopomatidae
Product: transcription initiation factor TFIID subunit 4-like
Exons: 16
Coding region: 93-2249 (718 amino acids)
Biological process (GO): DNA-templated transcription; transcription initiation at RNA polymerase II promoter
Cellular component (GO): transcription factor TFIID complex
Molecular function (GO): RNA polymerase II general transcription initiation factor activity; protein heterodimerization activity; DNA binding
Source: RefSeq, a predicted model, not a curated record
UUAAUUAGCCGUAGCACAUCUUGGUGCGCCAAUCUUUCCCGUGUGUCCACAAAUGCAGCACUGCUUUAGGCUGAGGUCGGGCACAAUGCUGCAUGAAAACAGCCAAAACAGAAAUAAUUAUGGCCACAAAUAAAGUGGUUAUUGAAGCCCAAAAACUGGAGUCCUGCGGGGCAGCAGGGAAGGGAGACAACUCUAUUCAAGUGAAGAUAUUACAGGUCCCAGCCAAAUCUGGACCCAUCACUGCUGUGCAGGCUCCCCCUGCUGCUGCAGGUGUCUCAAAGUGUGUCUCUGUCUCUGCCCCACCUAAAGUCAUCCCAGUUGGCCAUGUCCACCAACAUACCUCCUCAACAGUAACAGCCCCAGGGCGUCACACUUCUUCUCCUUCUGUCAUGGUGGUAGCAAAGGUGGCCACUCCAGGAGGAGUGGGCGCUAACGGCCAACCACAGGUAACAAAUCCAGCCUUGAGCCAGGCGGCCUCCGUAAACCCGGCCACAACCCCAGGAAGGACAGUGGUGAUAACUGUACCAAGGGCAGCGGGUCCACAGCCGGUCACUGUGGCCCCUCGGCUGCCACAGACUGUCUCCCCACAGCUCCCAGCCAACAUCCAGAUACCACCAGGUAUGAUGUUGAUCUGCAGUGACGGUGGUCAGCUGAUGCUCGUAUCCCAGCAGGCUUUGGCACAGGCUCAGCAGGCACCAAGAGGUGUUACUGGUCAAACACCUAGAAUACUGGUCCCACAGGUAUCUGGAGCAGCUGGAAAUAAAAGUAAUGAGAAGGUGACCGUGAUCAGGAUGGCAGCCACUCCCAGUUUCCACCCAGCACCAGUCCAGAAGACAGCUGUGGUAAAGGUGAUUGGUGUGACUCCCAAACCAGCUGUAGUCCAGACCCUUAGCGCUGUGUCUGAACGGGGGAGCCAGCCUCGCAUUCAGACGGUCGUCACAGAAACAAAAAAGGAGACACCAGCCCCCGUUAGUCAGGCCACCCUGGAAAGUGUGAAGAAGUGCAAGAACUUCCUGGUGACUCUGAUCAAGCUGGCCUCCAGUGACUCCAGGUCUGCCAACAUGGCUAACAAUGUCAGAGGACUGGUCAGGAGUCUGCUGGAAGGGAAGCUAGAAGCAGAGGAGUUUACAGAACAGCUUUACCAUGAGCUGAAGUCCACUCCACAGCCCUGCUUGGUGCCUUUCCUCAAGAAAAGUCUUCCUGCAGUGCGUCGCCUCACUGCAGACCCCCAGUUAUUUAUCCAACAGGCUUCUACUUCAACUGGCAACCUCGUGAAGCAGCCCAGCACUGUCACAGGACAAGUACUCAGUACCAGCCAGCAGGUUAUCCAGCAGCCUCGGGCAGUGACUCUGAGACCGGGUAUGACGACAGUAGUCCAGUCUAAAAAUUACAUAUCGAAGAGCAGCAGACCCAUCCCCAAACACACAGUGGUCCAGUCAGGAAAACCCUUUGCAGGAGUGUUUUCAUUUAAACAGCCUUUCACUCAGGAGCCACCUCGAUCUACCACAUUUGCAUUCAAGGACAGUUCAGGAUCAUACAAAGAGGAUGAUGACAUUAAUGAUGUAGCCUCCAUGGCUGGAGUCAACCUGAGAGAGGAGAAUGCACAGAUCUUGACCACGGUGGUGGGCUCUGUGGUGCAGUCGUGCCAGGAUCAGCCCUUCCUCUCACCAAACCCAGUGCUCAGCCGAAUCCUUCGUACAGGACAGGCAUUGGGAGUAACAGAUGUUGGUCCAGAGGUGGUGGCUCUGGUGUCUCAUGCCACUCAGGAGUGUCUCCGUGGGCUGGUGGAAAAACUCACUGUGAUGGCAGAACACCGCAAGGCAGCCCUGAAGGAGGACUCGUGGCAUGGCAAAGUGAGUGAUGUACGCUCCCAGCUUCGCUUCCUGGAGGAAGUGGAGAGUUUGAAGAAGAAGAGGAGAGAUGAAGAGGAAAGAGAGACACUGUUGCGUUUGGCCAGAAGUCGCUCACACGCUGAGGAUCCACAGCAUCAGCAGCUCAAGCAAAGAGCCAAAGAGUUACAACAAAUAGAAGAAGCUCAGUUGCAGCAAAGAGAGGCCAACCUCACCGCUCUGGCUGCCAUCGGGCCUCGCAAGAAGAGACCUCUGGAGCAGACUGAAAGCCAGGUGACCCUGCUGCCCAGACAGGGUGUUCAGAGAGUGACGCGGGUCAUGCUGAGGGAUCUGCUGGUGUGUAUGGAGCAGGACCACUUCCUGUGCCACUCUCUCACUCUGUACAAAGCCAUGGUCUGACAGCCUUAACUGUUAAUGACUGGAUCGGCCUAAUAAUAAUCUGCAGCAGAUCUUUGUUUUUUGUUCUUAGUUUCAGUUGUAUCAAAUAUCUUUCUGUUUAUUUAAUAUUCAUUUUGAGUGUGAUGAUCGUUGGUGGUUAUCAGCUGCUCUCUAGAGCACUCCUUGUUUUGGUUUUGAUUGAAAAGAUGAGAGUAGAAGAUGAAACAGCGCUGUUUACUGAAAAGUGUU